CCAGGCUCUGUUUUCUUGAGCGGGUGGACUCGCAGACCGAGAGCACCGCUCCUCCAGACUGCACCCCCGCACCAAGACACACAACAGCCACUUGAGUCACACGAGACUUCUCAAAAAUGCUGCACAGUGAACUUCUUGACGCCGAAAGACUUCCAAAAAAGGUUCCAGGUCACGCGCGCAAACUGAAACCGAACAAAGCGGCCAACAGCAAAAUCUUGCGUCAGUCUAUUCGGCAUUAUUUUGACGACGGACUCGAGACGAGUGAGUUUAGGACGGACGCCAACAUCAGGGAGAGAAUGAGAACACACAGCGUGAACAGUGCCAUGAGCACAUUGCGCACCCUUAUUCCAACGGAACCAGCAAAUCGGAAGCUCAGCAAAAUUGAAAUUCUCAGACUCGCUUGCAGUUACAUUGCGCACCUCGACACCACCCUGGUUUAUGGGAGGGAAGAGCACCCAUGUCUUCUGCGUGGUGGGCAGGGCAACAAUAAUCCAGCGCAAGAACGCACUGUCUGCACUUUCUGCCUGGCCAACCUCAAACGAGCUAGCAAAGCGGCGCGGCAGUGUUAUUCACCAGACCUUCCAGCUGAGCAAAACCAGCUUUCUGAGAACGAACACUAUGAAGAAGCGCAAAACGUUUGGGUCAACGGAGCUGAUAUUGAUUACUAAUAAGCUCAAAAGACUUAAUUUUAUAAAAAGUAGUUCCCACGUGCCUUUUUCUGGUUUGACAAUGAGACCAUAAAUUUGUAAAUAAUUGAUUCGUUAUAGUUACUAAAAUUUUGUUGUUAAAAUAUUAAAAAAAAAAAAAAAAACGGAUAUUUGAAGAAAAAUUUCAAUAAAUUUAAUUAUGUACUGAAUUAAACUGCAUAAUAUAUGAAUAAGUUUCCUUCUAUUUCUUCAAACAGUGUGCAAGCAAUAAAAUCUUAA
Molecule: messenger RNA, 926 nt
Organism: Neocloeon triangulifer
Lineage: Eukaryota; Metazoa; Arthropoda; Insecta; Ephemeroptera; Baetidae
Product: basic helix-loop-helix transcription factor scleraxis-like
Exons: 5
Coding region: 117-668 (183 amino acids)
Biological process (GO): regulation of transcription by RNA polymerase II; developmental process
Molecular function (GO): DNA-binding transcription factor activity, RNA polymerase II-specific; RNA polymerase II transcription regulatory region sequence-specific DNA binding; protein dimerization activity
Source: RefSeq, a predicted model, not a curated record